Messenger RNA from Brassica oleracea var. oleracea, 1415 nucleotides. Its product is annotated as mediator of RNA polymerase II transcription subunit 19a. Gene Ontology annotation, molecular function: transcription factor binding; transcription coregulator activity. The transcript is spliced from 7 exons. Gene Ontology annotation, biological process: positive regulation of transcription by RNA polymerase II. The record is from RefSeq and is a predicted model, not a curated record. Lineage: Eukaryota; Viridiplantae; Streptophyta; Magnoliopsida; Brassicales; Brassicaceae. The coding region runs from base 331 to 993 and encodes 220 amino acids. Gene Ontology annotation, cellular component: mediator complex.
ACUGUUUUUUUCCCGAUUGGUUAAGAAACAGAAACUCUUGUUGUCUCUGUCUUUGGUCUCAAACCCUAAAGUACUAUUCUCGGCUCUCUCUCCCUCCCUCGAUCUCUGUCCCCUUUCUCCUCCAAUCACUUCCUUUUCUAAUCAAAUUUGCGCGGGAAAUCUAGUUCCCAGGAAACCAACCAACCAACCAACCUUUUCAUCUCCGUUUGAGUGCUGUAUACAGCCCCGUAGCUAGAUUUGAUUUCUCCAACGAGAUCUGGGCUUUGUCAAAAACGUGAAUCGUAUUGCUAUAGUGAUCAUGCAAAAGCAAUCCAGAGCGUGAUAAAGAAGAUGGAACCUGAACGUACCAAAUUUGGAGGUCCUAAAGAGCUGUGUGGUGCAGUGGAUCUUAUAUCACAAUACAAACUAUUGCAACACCAUGAAUUCUUUUGCAAGAAAUCACUUACCGUGUCUCUAUCAGAUUCCCAUUAUCUUCAUAAUGUGGUUGGGGACACAGAGAUCAGAAAGGGAGAAGGAAUGCAAUUAGAUCAGCUUGUACAGAACAUGUCACAGAGCCGGGAGACUAAUAGUACCCGCAUCCAACCUUUUGAUAUGGAUGAGCUUAUGGAGGCUUUCCAACUCAGUGAUACGACUCCUGUUGAAUUGCCUCUAGAAGAGAAGGGAGCUCCUACAAUUCCACCCAAGUCAAAAAGUGAGUCGAAGGAUAAGGACAGGAAGCAUAAGAAACACAAGGACAGGGGUAAGGACAAAGAUAGAGAGCAUAAGAAGCACAAACACAGGCAUAGAGACAGAAGUAAGGAUAAAGACAAGGACCGAGACAGGAAAAAGGAGAAAAAUGGACACCACGAUUCGGGUGAACACUCUAAGAAACACCAUGAUAAGAAAAGGAAACACGAUGGGGAUGAAGAUCUAAAUGACAUUCAUAGGCACAAGAAAAACAAGCAUAAGAGCUCAAAGCUGGAUGAGAUGGGUGCAAUAAGGGUUGGUGGCUAGAUUGGCAGGCAUUCCCAAUUCUGUAUUCUGCAAAUCCAGUAGGUGUCACGGAGGAGGUUUAGAAAUCACUUUUCAACUCACUGUAGACUAUAUAUUAGAGGACUUUGUAGGUUAAAAUCUCAAAAUGGUGAAUUCAUUCCUUGAAGAAGAAGAAGAAAGGGGGAAUUUGUGAAGAAGAAGCAUAAUUCGUAUCACGCAAUUGAUUUGGUGGCAGCUUUGUAACAUUUUGGUCGUGGGGGGUGUUUUCUUGUUCCGUGUCUUUUCUGUCUAUAAAAUCAAAAUACACUCGCAUUGUUUACUCUUAUUCAUGUAAAAUAAUUUGUUAUCCAGUUAAUGUUGUUGAAAAAGGGACUGUUAGUGUUCCAAUAUAUCUGUAUGCCACAAUAUAGCUUACUUGUGUAAGUUGAUCACAAUAUCUGGUU